CCCCGCGCACCGCUCCAGGCCGGAAGUGGUCUGGAAGCCACAGUGCUGCUGCUUCCUUGCGAAGUCGGGGUGUGGAGCUGGCGGUCCCAUCCGAUGGGCGGUUGAGCCUGCGCCGCUAUGGCUCACGUUGGCUCUCGCAAGCGUUCGAGAAGUCGCAGCCGCUCCCGGAGUCGAAGGUCGGAAAAGAGAAGGAAGAAGAGUAGUAGGGACUCCUCGAGGAGUUGCUCAGUUUCUGGAUCCCAAGGUCGUAAGGCCAGCACCGCCUCAGGGACUGAGGAGAGAAGCAAGCAAAAGGCCCGGAGGAGACCACGAUCCAGCUCCUCCUCCUCUUCUUCCAGUUCUUCUAGCUCCUCUUCUUCCUCCUCGUCCUCCUCCUCUUCCUCCAGUGAUGGUCGGAAGAAGCGGGGAAAGCACAAGGACAAGAAGAGGAAGAAGAAGAAGAAGAAGAGGAAAAAGAAGCUGAAGAGGAGGCGCAAAGAGAAGGCCGAAGUGCCCCAGGCUGAAGCUCCGCCUGGCCCCUCGCUGGACCAGUGGCACAGAUCCACGGGGGAGGAAGACGAUGGCCCAGUCCUGACGGACGAGCAGAAGUCUCGUAUUCAGGCCAUGAAGCCUAUGACCAAGGAGGAGUGGGAUGCUCGGCAGAGUGUCAUCCGCAAAGUGGUGGACCCUGAGACGGGACGCACCAGGCUCAUUAAGGGAGAUGGUGAGGUCUUGGAGGAAAUCGUAACCAAAGAGCGACACAGAGAAAUCAAUAAGCAAGCCACCCGAGGGGAUGGCCUGGCUUUCCAGAUGCGAGCUGGGCUGCUUCCCUGAGGGCCCCUGGCCGACUGAGGCCUGUGGACAGUGUCGUGCCAUGGCCUGGAGGUUGGCCACAGGGCGGGCAGCAGCAACACUGACCGGUGCUGAUGGCUUUUCACCUGUGGAGCCAGUCCAGCCUCCUCAGGAGCAAGGUUAGAGGUGAGGCUUAUGGAUGCCUCAGUAACCCCUCCUGAAAGAGCAAGGGCAGUGUACCUGAUAUUAAAUGUU
Molecule: messenger RNA, 1026 nt
Organism: Urocitellus parryii (Arctic ground squirrel)
Lineage: Eukaryota; Metazoa; Chordata; Mammalia; Rodentia; Sciuridae
Gene: Arl6ip4
Product: ARF like GTPase 6 interacting protein 4
Source: RefSeq, a predicted model, not a curated record